Messenger RNA from Sporothrix brasiliensis 5110, 408 nucleotides. RefSeq lists its product as uncharacterized. NCBI's taxonomy places the organism in Eukaryota, Fungi, Ascomycota, Sordariomycetes, Ophiostomatales, Ophiostomataceae. The record is from RefSeq and is a predicted model, not a curated record. The coding region runs from base 1 to 408 and encodes 135 amino acids. The transcript has a single exon.
AUGGACGUUGACGAAGCGAUGGACGACACUGUCGAGGAAAUCAUCGACGAAGAGCGCCUCAAUGCCAUCGAGGACUUCCGCCGCCAAGCCAUUCUCGAAUGGCGCAACUCGGUACAGAAGGCAACCGGCCGCGGGGCCAAACAGACCCAAAGGAGCAAAUGGUCCAAGAAGUCGCAGUACGACAUCCGGUCGUCGUUUUCGUCCUCGACCUUGUCGUCCUCACAACUGCCACCGCCAGACUACGAGGCGUCCUGGCGCUCCAAACUUGCCAUCUGGCCGUGGCUGCUGCGCGCCUCGCAUUCCUGCGGCAGCACCCUCGUCGCAUUCACAAAGUCCACGCUGGCCGUGGAGAACGGCAAUUACCGGGACUCCUUUAAUGGUGAGCUGGCGCUACGUGCUACAAAAUAG